Molecule: messenger RNA, 2919 nt
Organism: Echinops telfairi (small Madagascar hedgehog)
Lineage: Eukaryota; Metazoa; Chordata; Mammalia; Afrosoricida; Tenrecidae
Gene: KIFAP3
Product: kinesin associated protein 3
Exons: 20
Coding region: 171-2552 (793 amino acids)
Biological process (GO): microtubule-based movement; cilium organization
Cellular component (GO): kinesin II complex; axoneme; ciliary transition zone
Molecular function (GO): kinesin binding
Source: RefSeq, a predicted model, not a curated record
AGGAGCCGACGGCCUUCACCUUGGUAACCACAGCCUCGCCGCCCCGCCUAGCAGGCCCCAGGACUGUCAUCACCUUUGGGUGUGGGGGUCCCUUGGCCACUGUCCCUGGAAAUAGCCUUGCCUGCUUUCCUCAGAUCACUCAUCUGCCCGCCGCCGCCGCCGCCGCCGCCAUGCAAGGGGAGGACGCCAGAUAUCUGAAAAGGAAAGUUAAGGGAGGAAAUAUUGAUGUACAUCCAUCAGAGAAAGCACUCAUUGUUCAAUAUGAAGUGGAAGCUACCAUUCUUGGAGAGAUGGGUGAUCCCAUGUUGGGAGAACGAAAGGAAUGCCAAAAAAUCAUUCGUCUUAAGAGUCUCAAUGCCAACACAGACAUAACUUCCCUGGCGCGGAAGGUGGUGGAAGAAUGUAAGCUCAUUCAUCCCUCAAAACUAAAUGAGGUAGAACAGCUGUUGUAUUACCUACAAAAUCGCCGUGAUUCACUAUCAGCAAAAGAAAAAAAGGAAAAAUCAAGCAAACCUAAGGAUCCACCUCCUUUUGAAGGGAUGGAGAUUGAUGAACUUGCUAACAUUAAUGACAUGGAUGAAUACAUUGAACUGUUAUAUGAAGAUAUACCUGACAAAGUUCGGGGUUCUGCGUUGAUCCUGCAGCUUGCUCGAAAUCCUGAUAACUUGGAAGAACUGUUGUUGAAUGAAACUGCCCUUGGUGCAUUAGCAAGAGUCCUGAGAGAAGACUGGAAGCAAAGUGUUGAGUUAGCUACAAAUAUAAUUUACAUCUUUUUUUGCUUUUCUAGCUUUUCUCAGUUUCAUGGACUUAUCACCCAUUAUAAAAUUGGAGCUCUGUGUAUGAAUAUCAUUGAUCAUGAGUUAAAAAGACAUGAGCUUUGGCAAGAAGAACUUUCUAAAAAGAAGAAAGCUGUUGAUGAAGACCCUGAAAACCAAACUUUGAGAAAAGAUUAUGAAAAAACAUUUAAAAAAUACCAGGGGCUUGUGGUAAAACAGGAACAACUUUUAAGAGUUGCUCUUUAUUUACUUCUGAAUCUUGCUGAAGAUACUCGUACAGAACUAAAGAUGAGGAACAAAAACAUAGUUCAUAUGCUGGUGAAGGCUCUUGAUCGGGACAAUUUUGAGCUGCUUAUUCUGGUUGUAUCUUUCUUGAAGAAACUGAGCAUUUUUAUGGAGAAUAAAAAUGACAUGGUAGAAAUGGAUAUUGUUGAAAAGCUAGUUAAAAUGAUCCCGUGUGAGCAUGAAGAUCUGUUGAAUAUCACCCUCCGGCUUUUACUGAAUCUGUCCUUUGACACUGGAUUAAGAAAUAAGAUGGUGCAAGUUGGACUGCUUCCCAAACUCACUGCACUUCUGGGAAAUGAAAGCUACAAACAAAUAGCAAUGUGCAUUCUCUACCACAUAAGCAUGGACGACCGCUUUAAAUCAAUGUUUGCAUACACUGACUGUAUACCACAGUUAAUGAAGAUGCUCUUUGAAUGUUCAGACGAACGAAUCGACUUGGAGCUCGUUUCUUUCUGCAUUAAUCUUGCUGCUAACAAGCGAAAUGUACAGCUGAUCUGUGAAGGAAAUGGGCUUAAGAUGCUCAUGAAGAGGGCUCUGAAAUUCAAGGAUCCAUUGCUGAUGAAAAUGAUUAGGAACAUUUCCCAACAUGAUGGACCAACUAAAAAUUUGUUUAUUGAUUAUGUUGGGGACCUUGCAGCCCAGAUAUCUAAUGAUGAAGAGGAAGAGUUUGUGAUAGAAUGUUUAGGAACACUUGCAAACCUGACCAUUCCAGAUUUAGACUGGGAAUUGGUUCUUAAGGAGUACAAGUUGGUUCCGUACCUAAAGGAUAAACUAAAACCAGGUACUGCAGAAGAUGACCUUGUUUUAGAAGUGGUCAUAAUGAUUGGAACUGUAUCUAUGGAUGACUCUUGUGCUGCAUUGCUAGCCAAGUCUGGAAUAAUCCCUGCACUCAUUGAAUUAUUAAAUGCUCAACAAGAAGAUGAUGAAUUUGUGUGUCAGAUAAUUUAUGUCUUCUACCAGAUGGUUUUCCACCAAGCCACAAGAGAUGUCAUAAUCAAAGAAACACAGGCUCCAGCAUAUCUCAUAGAUCUGAUGCAUGAUAAAAACAAUGAAAUCAGAAAGGUCUGUGAUAAUACAUUAGAUAUUAUAGCGGAAUAUGAUGAAGAAUGGGCUAAGAAAAUUCAGAGUGAAAAGUUUCGCUGGCAUAACUCUCAGUGGCUGGAGAUGGUAGAGAGUCGUCAGAUGGAUGAGAGUGAGCAGUACUUAUAUGGCGAUGAUCGAAUUGAGCCAUAUAUCCAUGAAGGAGAUAUUCUCGAAAGACCUGACCUUUUCUAUAACUCAGAUGGGUUAAUUGCCUCUGAAGGAGCCAUAAGUCCAGAUUUCUUCAAUGAUUUUCACCUUCAAAAUGGAGAUGUAGUAGGACAGCAUUCGUUCCCUGGAAGCCUUGGAAUGGAUGGCUUUGGCCAACCAGUUGGCAUUCUUGGACGCCCUGCCACAGCUUACGGAUUCCGCCCCGACGAACCUUACUACUACGGCUAUGGAUCCCGAUAAAAUCAGUACUGCUCACUGGUGCGCCCUCUCAGCGUAGAAGAACUCCGUGGGGGGUGGGAUAGCUUUUAGUCUUGGCCUAAUAAUGCAUGUUGUUACUGUCGUGGGUCUCUGUUUCUUCUUCCACAUUGCUGGCUUCAGAUGAACUCCAACCCCCUCUGUUAAGUACAGUUGAUGCUGCCCCUGCUCACUCAUCAAACCACAUCUUGAUGCUGAAUUAUAUUUCCCAUGAGACUCAAAAGUGAAUGUUCAGAAGCUGUUAGAUUGGAAAACAAAUACUACAUUAUGUAUAUUAAGUGACUAAUUUAAUUUCUAUUAAAAAGAACCAAAAGUACGAAUGAAUGAAUAAAAGUCAUGUGUUUGUAUGGCA